AUGGACAAAAUUACCUCUUUCGAGCUUCCCAAGUGGAUUACAAAACAUAAGAGUGCUUCUCUAGUGUUAGCCGGCAGUGCGACUCCGGCUUUGUCAAUUCAGGAUCUAAUCCAGCUCUCCUCGGACAAGCAGACAACUUCCAGCAACUUGUCUGUUGAGACCUUGAAACUGAAUCUGGGUCCAGGAAAUGGAAGUGAGAAUCUCCGCCAGCAGAUCGCCGGGCUGUACGACGAGAAGAUCACUGCAGACAACAUUUUAGCUACCAAUGGAGCAUCAGGGGCCAACUCGCUUGUGUUCCAAAGCUUGCUGGAGCCCGGAGAUCAUGUCAUCGCCAUGUAUCCCUCCUAUACACCUCUUCUGGCUAUUCCGAAAGCCAAAGUUGGCAAGGAUAUCUCAUAUUGGUCUCCCGAUUUGAACAAUCAAGGCCAGAGUGACCUUCAGCAAUUGAAAGACAUGAUCAAACCUACUACAAAAAUGAUUGUCCUCAACAACCCUAACAACCCCCUAGGAACCAUCCUGAACCUCGAAAUGCAGCACGCAAUCGUGGCUCUGGCCCGUGAACAUGGGAUUAUCCUUGUAGUUGAUGAGAUCUUCCGCCCACUAUUCCAUGACUCGACAAACCCGCCAUCCUUCCUGGAGCUCUCCGAAGAGAAUGACAACAUCAUCGUCACUAGCUCUGUGAGCAAGGCUUGGGGCCUAUCCGGUACUCGAGUAGGCUGGAUCGCCACGAAAAGCGCCAAAAUCCUCUCACAAUGCUUCAACCUGGGGCUCUACACGAUCAUGGCCAUUGGCACAAUUGAUGAUGCCAUUGCUGCGGAGGCUCUGAGUGAUCGAUGCCGACCUCAGAUCCUGGCGAAGCAUCUAGAAUUGGCCCGGAAGAAUCUCGUCCUCCUUGAAAGUUUUGUGAACAAGCACGAGGGUGUUUCGUGGAUCAAGCCGAGCUCGGGGGCGACGGCUUUCGUACGCUUCUCCUCCACUGGAGUGCCCGUGGACGAUGUUGAGUUCUGUCUGAGACUGAAAGAGCGCAAGGGCGUUCUGUUAGCUCCUGGAAGUCUUUGCUUUGGUUUGCCAGCUGCUCAAGAUUUCCGUGGAUUCGUUCGGAUGCAUAUCACAGGUCCGCCGGAGAAAAUGCAAGCAGGGCUGGAAGCCAUUGGUGAAUUUUUGGGCUGA
This is a messenger RNA of Penicillium arizonense, 1170 nucleotides long. RefSeq lists its product as uncharacterized. NCBI's taxonomy places the organism in Eukaryota, Fungi, Ascomycota, Eurotiomycetes, Eurotiales, Aspergillaceae. The coding region runs from base 1 to 1170 and encodes 389 amino acids. Gene Ontology annotation, biological process: biosynthetic process. The record is from RefSeq and is a predicted model, not a curated record. Gene Ontology annotation, molecular function: pyridoxal phosphate binding; catalytic activity. The transcript has 2 exons.